Molecule: messenger RNA, 1542 nt
Organism: Saccoglossus kowalevskii
Lineage: Eukaryota; Metazoa; Hemichordata; Enteropneusta; Harrimaniidae
Source: RefSeq, a predicted model, not a curated record
AUGGCUGAACACGGUUCCGUAUCAUAUGUUCUUCGUUGUGUAAGCUCAUCAAUUGAUAGCAUAUUAUCAUCUUUGCGAACAGCCACCAUCCACGAUACACCAUGUGACACUGGUAGUAUCUAUUUUAGACUUGAAAGUCUAAGACGUCUAUGCUCCGUUGUUAAUGGACACAUGAUCGAUGCCGGCAUUGAAGGUUUUACAGCCGUGUUGGAUAAUGUAAUUGCUGUAGUGGAUUUAUUUGCAUUUUUAGACAGCGAUAUUUACGAAGGUUACAUGGUUGAAACUCGUCCUUUGUCAAAUACUAGAGGGAGACCGCCAUACUUGAUAAGCCAAGAACAGUUGCGCUACUUGGUUGAUUCAGGUUUUUCUACGAAAUAUAUAGGAGAGUUAAUUGGUGUGAGUACCAGAACUGUGAAGAGACGCAUGAGAGAAUUUGAUAUUCGUAUUAGAGACACAUAUUCCACCAUAACUGACACUGAGCUUGAUGGUUUGGUUGAUAGUGUACUGAAAGACUUUCCAAAUUGUGGAUACCGAAGAAUGACAGGUUUUCUGAUAAACAAGGGAGUAAGGCUUCAACAACGAAGGUUGAGGGGGAGUAUGCACAGAGUUGACCCUGUGGGGGUAUUGCUGAGGUCACUUGAAAUUUAUUCAACUCCGCGGCGACCAUACAAUGUGUAUGCACCCCUUUCACUCUGGCACAUUGAUGGACUGCACAAAUUAAUAAGAUGGAAAUUGGUGGUGCAUGGUGGAAUCGAUGGCUACUCACGUAAAAUAAUGUAUCUACAAUGUAGUAGUAACAACCGAGCCAUAACUGUAUGUGAGGCUUUUAAAUCAGCAGUAGCAGAAAAUGGGCUGCCAUCUCGUGUACGGUCAGAUCAAGGCCUUGAGAAUGUUGAAGUUGCAAGACACAUGAUCUCACAUCCUUAUCGAGGACCAGGAAGAGGGAGCCAUAUUACUGGAAAGAGUACGCAUAAUCAGCGUAUUGAACGCCUAUGGCGGGAUGUGUUUUGUGGCAGCAUCUAUUUAUUCUACAACACCUUCUACACACUUGAAGAUAGAGGUCUUCUUGAUAUAAACAAUGAUAUCCAUAUGUUUUGUCUUCACUUUGUCUACAUUCCAAGAAUUAAUAGGCACUUAGAAUUGUUUGCCGAGAGCUGGGACAAUCAUCCUAUCCGAACAGCAGAGCAAAACCUAUCACCCAAUCAGCUUUGGAUAUCUGGCUUACUCAAAAUUAGAAAUUCCGGGACUACAGAAGCGGAAGAAAUAUUUGACUUCAAAAAUCAGGCAGAGCUUACAAAUUACGGAACUGAUUAUGAUGGUCCGUCGCCAGCUCCUAGUGACGAGAGCUGCAUUGAGGUACCAGAGCUUGAGUGCGGUAUUACUGAAGAACAGAUGGCUGAACUGAAAUCAAGAAUAAAUCGCUUGAUCAUAGUUGCUGUUUUGGAGCAGACUUGUACCAAGAAUCAUUACAAAUACUUCUUGAAUCUGAACUGUGAAAUCCUUUACCAUCGUCCACCAAAUAAAUAUGAACAACAUAGUUGA